This is a messenger RNA of Odontomachus brunneus, 1144 nucleotides long. RefSeq names its product ras-related protein Rab-28-like. The record is from RefSeq and is a predicted model, not a curated record. Gene Ontology annotation, molecular function: GTPase activity; GTP binding. The transcript has 4 exons. Gene Ontology annotation, cellular component: endosome; Golgi apparatus. Lineage: Eukaryota; Metazoa; Arthropoda; Insecta; Hymenoptera; Formicidae. Bases 77 to 793 code for a protein of 238 amino acids.
GUCGAGGACUCUCCUGGUCGCUCGUCGUCGUCGGGCCGUGCUCCCACUCGCAUGACUCCCAACGGCCGCGUUCCUCAUGUCGGACGUCGAGGACUCGGCCGAGAAACGGCUGAAAAUCGUGCUCGUGGGCGACUCCGGCGCCGGCAAAACCAGCAUCGUCCAGAAGUUUUGCAACAACGAUUUCGCCCGACAGUACGUCCCCACCGCGGGCAUCGAUUUCUUCCUCAAAAACUUGAGCAUCGGCUGCUACAAGAAUGUCAAUCUGCAUCUGUGGGACGUUGGCGGGCUCGCCCUGCACGGCAACAUGCUGGACAAAUAUGUCUUCGGCGCCCAUAUUAUUCUUUUGGUGUACGACGUCACCAACAGCUCAAGCUUCGAGAUCUUGGAGGAGUGGCUCAGCCAGAUUAGGAAUUUCAUCGACACUUAUGACGAGCCGCCUCUAAUGGCGGUGGUGGGUAACAAGUGUGAUAUGGAGCACCAAAGAACGGUCAAACGCGAUAGAUCGCAUCGAUUCGCCGCGGAGAAUGGGUUCCCGUACCACGAUAUGUCCGCGAGAACCGGAGAAUCGGUAUCAUUGUGCAUCGCUAGUCUGGCGGCGCAAGUCUUGGGUGUUCGGCUGACGAGAACGGAUCAAGACUUCCACAAACCCAUCAUUAUCGCCGAGAUCGGAGACACUGUAGACAUAAGCUCGAUACACAAAGUUAUCAAGAGGAUCCCCAACAGGAAACAACAUCCGAUCACCUUCAAUCCCCGUUUUCCAUCCUCGAAAUCCGCGGUGUGUACGUUGCAGUGAGGUCAUCGUCGUGCAUCUUAAAUUCAUCUCGCAUAAAUCUCCUCGAAAGAAGAAAUUAGGAUCUAAGGAGAAUAUAAUAGCUGUUGAACCAAGAGCCGCUCAAUCUCGGCGCAGGUCGAAGAACUGACCUAUGGUUGGAAACAAUUAUCGCUUUCGGUAAUACAAGUGAUUUGUCUGCUUAAUGUUGAUUGCAUGCGGCGCGUGCAUAAACAAAGAAUUAUCUUAUUAUUUCGCUUUAUAAUAUGUGAAUAUUAGUUAUAUACACGGAAAAAACAAUUCUGUUGGUGCAACCGAAUUUUCGGUUGCUCAGGGAUCAGAUGAAAACUCGGCUGUAGGCACGAGAAAAAUUCC